AUGGUAGAGAGCACUUAUGCGAGCGACUCGCCGAGAUCACGCUCGCCCAUGACGGAGCCGUCGAGCCCGCUCCACUCGGAUGGUCCCGGUGUAUCCGGCUACGGGCACAGCUAUCUGUACAGCUACUCGCCGGACGCGCAGAACCACAUAUCGGUGGUGACGAGGCGCAACAAUCAGAACGAGAUGGGCGCCGAUGCCGCGCACGAGCGCACGUUCGCCAGGAGUCCGAUCGGCACGGAGGAGACGAUGCCGACGCGGCAUCACCGUCAUCACGGCGCUCGCGAGCCGGUCGUUCCCUCGCGAUCCGCGACCGGCACCUCCGCCUCCGCCAUGUCGUCCCCCACCUCGCUCUUCACCAUCGACAGCAUCCUGGCGCCGAGGCCGAUCGGCAACGUCGUCGCACCCACGAGCACCACCACCGUCGCCGCAUCCGUGAUCCAGACGCCGGAGACGAUCGAUUCGGUCGCCGGCCGCACCACCGCGACGAUGCAUCCGUUGCAACAGCAGCUGCAUCACUUGGCGUUCACCUCGGCGGAUUUUCUCGCCGCGGCAUAUCCGGGACUGUAUCCCGGAGGAUACGUGGCGGCGAUGGCCGCCGCCGGCGUUUCCCUUCACGGACAGCCAGCCUUUUAUCACGCCGGUCAUCCCUACCAGAUAAAUCCCAACAAUCCGGGAAUGGGUCCAAUGGCGAAAAGAAAACGUCGCCAUCGAACGAUCUUCACGGAGGAGCAAUUGGAACAAUUGGAGGCCACCUUCGACAAGACUCAUUAUCCCGAUGUGCUCCUGCGAGAACAGCUAGCUCUCCAGGUCGACCUCAAGGAAGAAAGGAUCGAGGUAUGGUUUAAAAAUCGUCGCGCCAAGUGGCGGAAGCAGAAGCGGGAGGAGCAGGACCGUAUCCGGAAGCUGCAGCUGGAGCAACGUCAGCGUACCGACGACGGCGGCACCGCGGCAACGGUGAUGGUGGGCGAUCGUCUGGGCCUGAGUAGACAGCAGCAGCAGCAGCAGCAGCAGCAGCAGCAUCAGCAGAAGCUCGAGCAGGACACGGACAGCUCCGACCUCGAGGUAGCGUAGUGCGGCCGUGGUGACGACGAGACACGACGAGUGUCUCGCCCAUCGGUAAAUCGAGGAGA
Trachymyrmex septentrionalis is the source of this 1130-nucleotide messenger RNA. It is a transcript of the gene Gsc, whose product is annotated as homeobox protein goosecoid-like. The transcript has 3 exons. Gene Ontology annotation, biological process: regulation of transcription by RNA polymerase II. Gene Ontology annotation, molecular function: RNA polymerase II transcription regulatory region sequence-specific DNA binding; DNA-binding transcription factor activity, RNA polymerase II-specific. Bases 1 to 1071 code for a protein of 356 amino acids. NCBI's taxonomy places the organism in Eukaryota, Metazoa, Arthropoda, Insecta, Hymenoptera, Formicidae. The record is from RefSeq and is a predicted model, not a curated record.